CACGUGAACUGGCGCUCCAGCGAGGCCAAGCCCGAGUUCUUCUACAGCGAGGAGCAGCGGCUGGCCCUGGAGGCCCUGGCGGCCCGCGGCCGGGACGCCUUCUACGAGGUGCUGAAGCGGGAGAACAUCCGCGACUUCCUCUCCGAGCUGGAGCUCAGGCGCAUCCUGGAGACCAUCGAGGUGUACGACCCGGGCUCCGAGGACCCGCGCGCCACGGGCCGCCCCCGGGGGCCCGAGGACACGGAUGGAGGGGUCGGGGAGGGUGGUGGUGACGGCGACGGCGACGGCGACGGCGAGGAAGCCCACGUGCCAGGCGGGGCCCCCACGGAGGCCGAGCCGCUGCCCUCGCUGGAGUACUGGCCCCAGAAGUCCGACCGCUCCAUCCCUCAGCUGGACCUGGGCUGGCCGGACACCAUCGCCUACCGCGGCGUGACCCGGGCCAGUGUCUACAUGCAGCCCCCCAUUGACGGGCAGGCCCACAUCAAAGAGGUGGUGCGCAAGAUGAUCAGCCAGGCCCAGAAGGUGAUAGCCGUGGUCAUGGACAUGUUCACUGAUGUGGACAUCUUUAAGGACCUGCUAGAUGCCGGCUUCAAGAGGAAAGUGGCCGUGUACAUCAUCGUGGACGAGAGCAACGUCAAGUACUUCCUACACAUGUGUGAGCGGGCCUGCAUGCACCUGGGCCACCUCAAGAAUCUCAGAGUGCGGAGCAGCGGAGGAACUGAGUUCUUCACGCGGUCGGCGACCAAGUUCAAGGGCGCCCUGGCUCAGAAGUUCAUGUUCGUGGAUGGAGACCGAGCCGUGUGUGGCUCCUACAGCUUCACGUGGUCAGCUGCACGGACAGACCGGAACGUGAUCUCUGUGCUGUCUGGCCAGGUGGUGGAGAUGUUUGACCGGCAGUUCCAGGAGCUGUACCUCAUGUCCCAAGGCGUCAGCCUCAAGGGCAUCCCCAUGGAGAAGGAGCCCGAGCCAGAGCCCAUCGUGCUGCCCUCUGUAGUCCCCUUGGUACCCGCAGGCACUGUGGCCAAGAAGCUUGUCAACCCCAAGUAUGCACUGGUCAAGGCCAAGAGCGUCGAUGAGAUCGCCAAGACCUCCUCUGACAAGCAGGAGGCCAAGAGGCCGGCGGGGCUGCGGGGCCUGGCGCUGGCCGAGCAGCCGGGAGACCUUCCUGAGUUGCCGCUGCCUGUCCACCCGGGCCUGCUCCACCUGGAGAGGGCCAACAUGUUUGAGUACCUGCCCACGUGGGUGGAGCCCGACCCCGAGCCCGGCAGCGACAUCCUGGGCUACAUCAACAUCAUUGACCCCAACAUCUGGAACCCCCAGCCCAGUCAGAUGAACCGCAUCAAGAUCCGUGACACGUCCCACGCCAGCACCCAGCACCAGCUGUGGAAGCAGAGCCAGGAUGGCCGGCCCCCCCCAGAGCCCUGCCCACCCCCAGAGCCCAGUGCCCCCCCGGACGACAUCCCAGCCGAGAAUGGCCUCCCCCAGGGGGACCCUGAGCCACUGCCCCCUGUGCCCAAGCCCCGGACAGUCCCUGUGGCAGACCUGCUAGCCCAGGAUGGCGGUCUUGUUGGCUGGGCCCCAGAGACCCCAGACGAGGAGGUGCCCCGGAAUGGGACAGGCCACAGGCUGCCCAGGACGGCGGGUCCUGGCCAUGCCCGGCUCCAGCGACAGCUGUCUGUGAGCCGGGAGGACCCUGAGGACCUGGGGGCAGGGAUCCCCAAUGGGCUGGAUGGGGAGGAAGAGGAAGAUGAUGAUGACUAUGUGACCCUCAGUGACCAGGACAGCCUCUCGGGCAGCUCCAGCCAUGGCCCUGGCCCCCGGCGACCCUCAGCGGCCUCCUCUUCUGUGUCAGAUGAGUACUUCGAGGUGAGGGAUCGCUCUGUCCCCCUCCAGAGGCGCCACUCAGAGCAGGUGGCCAAUGGGCCAGCCCACCCGCCCCGCCGGCAACUCAGUGCCCCCCACGUAACCCGAGGGACCUUUGGUGGACCCUUGAGUGGCUCUCUGUGGGCCCGGGGCCAGGGGAGAGAAGAGACGGGUGCAUCGAGGAGGAUGCCGGCCCAGCGCCCCACGGAUAAGGAGGCACAGGGCCAGCAGUUCCAGCAUUAUAGGGUCCCUGCCUCAGGGACCAGGGAUAAAGAUGGCUUCCUGGGGCCUUCCCGGUAUCGCCCUGCUGCUGACGGCGCCCAGAGGUCUACUAGGAAAGCAGGCCCAGCCAUGGCAGGCCCCCCUCACUGGCAGGCCAAGGGUGGCCCGAUACCCCGUGCUCUUCCAGAUCCAGGGAGUCCAAGGCCGACCCGAAAUGCCCGCCCCCUGGCCGAUGGCAGGACCACCGAGGAGCAUCCAAGUCCCUUCGGAAUCCCAUACUCCAAACUGUCUCAGUCAAAGCACCUAAAAGCCAGGACCAGCGGCGGCCAGUGGAACUCCUCUGAUUCUAAACGGAGGCCUCAGGCCCCCCGGGACCACAAGGACCCCUAGCAGCCUGCCCCAAGCCUUCCGAGGCCUCUGCCCCAGCCCAGACUCGUGAUGUGGGAAGGCAGGCGGGCCGCCUGGACCCACCCAAGCCCUCCAGGGUGGCUGGAAGGUGAGGUGGGCGGGCGACAUUGGCACUCACCUGGUCGGUGCACCAGUACCAGGUGGCCAGGAUGGUCAGGCCAAAGGUCAUCCCGGUCCACGGUAGGUCCCCUGUGUGGGGGUCUCGGAACAUGUGCAUGGCGUCUGCGCGCGGCAGGUGGCAGGUGGUGUUGGCGAUGGUCCUGGAGGGGAUGGCCCGGGCGUAGGCUGCCUCCAGCUGCCCGUAACCGCCAAUGUGGUUGAAAGCUGGAGGAAUCAGGGUGGGACAGGGACAGUUUGGUGGCCGGGGGGCCCUGACCCACGGGCUCCUGGUGACGUCAUCUCACAAGUAACUUCCUGACGCAUC
Messenger RNA from Carlito syrichta (Philippine tarsier), 2917 nucleotides. RefSeq names its product family with sequence similarity 83 member G (gene SACK1G). The transcript has 5 exons. Gene Ontology annotation, cellular component: cytosol; nucleus. The record is from RefSeq and is a predicted model, not a curated record. The annotation marks the transcript as partial. Gene Ontology annotation, biological process: BMP signaling pathway. NCBI's taxonomy places the organism in Eukaryota, Metazoa, Chordata, Mammalia, Primates, Tarsiidae.